UCUCUCCUUUUUUUUUCUUUCCCAGAUCAUCAUCACCUUCUUCUCUCUUUCAUUAGUUUUUUUUUUGCAUUUCCUCGUAUCAGAUUCGAAUUCCUCUGUUCCUGAUAACACAAGAUCCUCUGUUCUAAUAUCUAACGAUGGCAACGGGUAAUAGAGGGAGACAAUUGCCAAAAUUCGGGGAAUGGGACGCGACCAAUCCAGCAUCAGCACAAGGAUUCACUGUCAUUUUCAACAAUGCUCGUGAUGACAAGAAGACCAAGAAAACCGCUGUCGCAGGACCCGAGAGUAUUGUUACACCUCCUGUAAACCAAGAACCUCCAAAAACCAACACCCAUCAUCAGAAGCACCGUAACAACCAUCAUCAGAACCGUAAAUCCGAGACCCCGCGAUCAAAGAAGAAAUGGCUUUGUUUCCGUUAACUCUGGUACUAGCUCUGUUCUGAGGAACCUGAUUAGCAAGAAGAAUCGUGGAACCGAGUGAUCUUCAACAAAUUACAGCCGAUCAAAACCUGUGUGAUCGUCUAAGAUGUUGUAGGAAACUUCUCUUCUUCUUCUUGCUCGUUGAGUUUCUUUUUUUUUUUCCGCUUGUUUUGGCCAUAUUUGGGUAUAUGAAUAUACAUUAUUCUUGCUA
This is a messenger RNA of Camelina sativa (false flax), 630 nucleotides long. RefSeq lists its product as uncharacterized. Lineage: Eukaryota; Viridiplantae; Streptophyta; Magnoliopsida; Brassicales; Brassicaceae. Gene Ontology annotation, cellular component: plasma membrane. The record is from RefSeq and is a predicted model, not a curated record.